CCCGGGGCCAUGGGCGCGGUGGGAGUGGGCCCGGGGACCCAGGGGUCCUGCUCCCCGCGGGACCCUCUGCUGCCGCUGCUGCUGCCGCUGCUGCUCUCCCUCCUGGGCCAGGCGGCCGGAAAGCUCUUCACGCUGGAGCCCGGGAACGGCUCGCAGGGACUGGACCUUCCCGCUGCCCGGGCCUCGUGCGGCAGCGUCGGGGCUCGCCUGGCCACCGCGGAGGAACUGAGGAGAGCCGUGCUCCACUGCGCCUUCACCUCGUGUUCCGGAGGCUGGCUGGCGGACGGCACCAUCGGGAGCACCGUGUGCAGGCCGGAGGGUAGCGAGAAGCAGAACCCGGCCCGCGGAAGCGUGCAGAUCGAGAGGAAUCCCAUCCCAAGCCGCAGAUACAACGCGCUUUGCAUCCAGGAGGAAGAAAAGCCCUGUGGAGACCCUCCGAGCUUCCCUCACACCAUCCUGCACGGACACACUGGCUUCGAGAUGGGGGAUGAGCUCCUCUACAUCUGUGCCCAGGGUUACGUCAUGGGCCGCAAAGAGUCUGCGUUCACUUUACUCUGCGAUGGCUGCGGAAAGUGGUAUGGGCAGGUGCAGGCCUGUGUUAAAGACAAGACGGAGGCCCACAUAGACUAUGAGGAGAACUUCCCCGAAGAGCGAUCUGAGCCGCUCGCCGGGCACAAGGAGGAUGCCGGUGGGGAGGAGGAGGAGGAAGAGGAGGAAGAGGGUGGUGAUGGUGGGGAGAAAGAAGACCAGCGCCAGGGAGUCUCCAUUUCCGGUCCUUCGGGGAGGGAGGACUUAGUAGGGGGAGGAGACACUCAAUCCCAGGGCUCUGCCCAAGUCCCGGCGGAAUUUCCUGACCUCCUCCUCAGCCAGAAGGGCUCAUUUUGGUACGUCAAUGGGGCCCUCCAGGAACCUACGGCGGAGGCCUCGAUAGACGCCCACACCGACAGCUGGUUUUCAGAAGCCCCUGACCGCCUCAGCCCGAAAGGGGACCUCCUGGAGCCGAGCACCCAGAUAUCCUCUGUCCAGUCUCCCCCGCAGACUCACAACCGCAAGGGGGAUGAGGCCUGGUUGGACGGCUUCCCGGUGACCCCGGCGUCCCCGGGGGAGGGGGAAGACACGGGGGAUGAAACGGAUGGGUCCGUGGGGAUGGGAGAAGGCUCUCUGUCUUGGACCGAUCGACCCAAUCAUGUGGAGGUCAGGAAGCCCACCGGCACCGGCCUCCAUCCAGACGACGACAUCAUCCAGAGAUCGCUCCCGCCAACGAGGACCUGGGCGUAUGGAGCGGGCGCCCUGACCUCCACCGGCGCCCCCGAGAACGUGAGUCCUGGGGCCGGGGUGGGGGACGGAGACGGUUUCUGGACGCUCCAGUCCAGGGACCUUGGAGCAGAGGAGUCUCCCGUGGUGACGGAGAUUCCCGACCGGGCCUCCUUCACCCCGGGCACAGCAACGACCGCAGGGAGUUGGCCCAACCAUUUCCCAUCUCCCAGCCAGGUUGAAGAAACCACCUCCACGCCCCCGGUGAAAACCACCUGGCCUGGUGGUCAGAAUGUCUUUCCCGACCCCUCAUCCUCCAAGGAAUCCGUGGGGCGAGGACCCCCGACCCCAGGUAGGGGCGAGAUGGUCCUCCCUACUGCGGGGGCCUGUGGGGAAGAGCCUUGCGUCGGCUCGGGCAAAGGGCCGGCUAUCGCCCUCCUCGUGAUCGUCCUGAGCCUGUUGCUGCUGCUGGCCGCCGUCGCCGCCGGAUGGUGCUACCGGAAACGCCGACAGACGACCUCGGUGUACAGGCUGAAAGGCCAGGGUCAGGCCCGGCCCUAUCACCAGCAGAUCGAAAUGCAGAAAGUCUAGGUGCUGGCCUCGUGGGUUCCCCCGGGGUGGGGCGGGGGGCUGCCUGAGAGGAAGUAAAAAGAACAGCAAACCAAAUGGAAUAUCACAUUUCUGGUCAAUGCUAAAAACGGAGCAGGGGAGGAGACAAAGGGGAAGGACGGCUCGGGGGCCACAGAGGGGACUCCUCCCCAAGGCUGGCUCUGUGGGAUUCAUUUAAAGGCCCCCAGCGUUUCCGGCUGAGGGCUGCCAGGAGAACUCAGAAACGCAACGGGGUCGAUAGCAGAGACCUACUUCUUGUCCACACGCUGGGCUCACACCAUCCCGAGAUGGAGGCCUGCCUCGCGGGACCUAACGCGAACCAAGAAAAAGCAGGAGGAAAGUCUCCCUUUCGGACUAUGGCCUAAGGAUCCGUUCUCUUCUUCUUCACUUUCAAAAAAAGAGAGAGAAAACACGAGUUGGUGACAUUAGCGAGCCCGGGGCAUCUUGGGGCUGAUUCUACCACAGCGUCUCGGUGGCUAAGACUGCCAGGGGGAGAGCGAUGGAACGGAAAUUGUGGAAGGGAUCGAUCAGUGGUAUUCAUUGACCGCUUACCAUGCAGAAAACACUGCACUAAGCACUUGGGAGAGCGCAGUGAGUUGGGAGAGAUGAUCCCUAUCCUCUAGGAAAUUACCAUCUCACAAUGGCAAAGCUGGAGAGUGAAUGGGGCUGAUGUUUUUUGAGGGAGGAGGACGGUCUCACCCAUGGCCACGAGACAACCAGAUGGCUCCAUUCGUACUUUAAAAGAACUCAGCACUGACUCUGCCCGUGAAGAUUGUCCACGACAAAUGCCAUCACACCGUUCCUCCAGCCACCCUGGUGCCUCUGUCAGAGAUGGGUCAUGGGGGUUUGGACGGUACUAAUGGUGACUUUAAGGGUGAGAAUCUUAAAUUUUUGGAAUAUAUGGCCUAACUGCUCUCUGCUCAGUGUCUGGUGUUGGGGGUGAACUGUAGAAGAGAGGUAUUAGGUCUUGGAUGAUAAAUGUUCCCCUUGGAGUCAGGAGGGGAGGGAGAGGAAAGGGAAGCGGGGGGUAGGAAAAAAAGGCGGGGGAAGGAUAAACUACCAAGUGACGUGAUGCACUUGAGUGGAUAUCAACAUCAGGAUUGCAGCGGUAAACUAUUUUCUUACAGCAUCGUAGUCGUGAACUAUUUUGAUACAGCAUUGUAGUCUAAAAUACUGAAUCCACAGCCAUUGGUUUAGUGAAGAACGUUAACUCUUAAAACUGAAACAUGUACUGUUUGUCAUCCUUGUGGAAAUAUACUAGAAAAUAAAUACCACAAAUCAG
Ornithorhynchus anatinus (platypus) is the source of this 3145-nucleotide messenger RNA. RefSeq names its product sushi domain containing 5 (gene SUSD5). The record is from RefSeq and is a predicted model, not a curated record. Gene Ontology annotation, molecular function: hyaluronic acid binding. The transcript is spliced from 5 exons. NCBI's taxonomy places the organism in Eukaryota, Metazoa, Chordata, Mammalia, Monotremata, Ornithorhynchidae. Bases 10 to 1845 code for a protein of 611 amino acids. Gene Ontology annotation, biological process: cell adhesion; Notch signaling pathway.